This is a messenger RNA of Puntigrus tetrazona (Sumatra barb), 1412 nucleotides long. RefSeq names its product cyclin-dependent kinase inhibitor 1Cb (gene cdkn1cb). The transcript is spliced from 2 exons. Gene Ontology annotation, biological process: regulation of cell cycle. NCBI's taxonomy places the organism in Eukaryota, Metazoa, Chordata, Actinopteri, Cypriniformes, Cyprinidae. Gene Ontology annotation, cellular component: nucleus. Gene Ontology annotation, molecular function: cyclin-dependent protein serine/threonine kinase inhibitor activity. The coding region runs from base 464 to 988 and encodes 174 amino acids. The record is from RefSeq and is a predicted model, not a curated record.
CGUAUAUAACAUGCAACAUGUUUAGAAAAAUAGCUUUAAGCAGCUAUGUUAAUAUUUUGAUGUGUGUCGUUUUCAUGUAUUGGGUUAUAAUUACUGUUGAAUUAAUUGGACUGUUAUUUUUAGUUUACCGUAUUUUACUCCAGGUGGUGAGACGUGAGCCGCUAAAAGUAUUAAAACAGAGCGUGGGGCAACGAGGCACAACCAAUCACAGCAGAAGACAGGCGGGUUUAACCAAUCACAGACAAUGAGAGGCGGAUCUAACAAUACAACCAGAAGUGUGGGGGAUGUUGACCAAUAGGAGCGGAGCUUGUGGUUUUACGCCGUUGAGGCGCAGGACUUUAAAUCUGACGAGAUUAAAUCACGGCCAGAUCUGGCUCUUUACGGUUUAUAACGACGUGUGUUGUAAUUCACACCGACUUUUAUUGGCCUUUGGGAUUUAAAACCGAUUUGUCCGCCAUCGACGAUGUCCGCCGUCCUGUUUUCCACCAUCGCCAGGGAAACCGUUCCUGAGAGGAGCGCGGAGGCGAGGCGCACGGGAACGCGCAGGAAUCUGUUCGGACCGGUGGAUCACGACAAACUCAGGCGAGAAUUGUCGUCCAAACUAAGCGAAAUAUCUGAACGAGAUCAGCUGAGAUGGAACUUCAGUUUCGGCGAAGGGCAGCCGCUGGAAGGGGCUUUAAAGUGGGAGGAAUGCCGAGCUGAGGACUGUCCGCAAUUUUACAGAGAAACGACUGCCGCAUCAAACAAGCCUUUAGUGGCCUUGAAGACGACAGAACGGAUCGCCCAAGUUGUCCUAAAAUGUGGGGGUCGUCCAGUGAAGGUUUUGAACCAAAAGAACCCGAUAAACAAGUGCAACCGAAGAAAAGCAUCCCGCAAGGCAGCCGCUCGCGACCGGACCGAGAGACUCGCAGGCACGCGCAUUACAGAUUUUUACGGGAAGAGAAAGAAAACGGACGCCGUUCGCAAGGAAAGCGGAAACUGGCAAUAAAAAAAACGCUUCUUUUGGAGAAGAAGCGGAAAAAAAAGCCACCGGUCCCUGAGUCACAGAGUGGUGGCGGGAAAAGGCCGGAAGUAAUGACUACUCAGAGUCUGACUCGCAUUAUUACGCGAUGCUGUGAUUCUGAAAUCGUAUUUAUUCACUGCGUGUGCCGUUUAAUCACACAGGAGCAGCUCAGGUUGCUCUUUACGGUGUAUAAUUUAGAAGUAACUUUAAAUUAAAGUCAGGACAAGUACGCUUAUUUAUUGCCUAAUAUAUAGAUAUAUCACCAAGUAUAUAUUUGUAAUGUAAGUUAUUUAUUUAUUGUUUUUUACUUUUUCCAUUCCAUGUGGCUAAAAAUGAAGCCAAAUCCUGAGCCAUGUCUUUCAUUGUUGUACAGAAGUUCCUUUUUAAUAAAUGUGGGUGUAUAUAUCAA